AUAGCAUUGCUACAAUACGGUGUGCCGCACAAGAACUUGAAGAAUGCAAAAAGUUGCACGAAAUCUUAUAUAUGGUUCUUGUAGCUGGCAAUUUUUUGAAUGCGGGUGGCUAUGCGGGAAAUGCAGCUGGUUUUAAAAUGUUAUCCUUGUUGAAACUUACAGACAUAAGAGCCAACAAACCUAGCAUGACACUAAUCCACUACGUAGCUGAGCAAGUAUUUAAGAAAAGACCAGAUCUUCUCGAGUUUCUAGAAGACAUACAAAAUUUGGAAGAAGCAUCUAAAAUUUCAUUGGAAACUUUGAAAACCGACGUAAUCUCCCUUAGCCAAAGAGUUUCAAAAGUUUCUACACAAGUUACAGUUGCCGAAGAACAAAUUAAAUCUCAAAUGCAAGAUUUUCUUCGGUUUGCAGAAAAUAAAGUAGAAAUACUCCAUAAUGAAAUCAAUGAUCUUGAAAGUAUUCGUCAACGACUGGCUGACUUUCUUUGUGAGGAGACAGCUUCCUUUAAAUUAGAAGAGUGCUUCAAAGUGUUUCACAAUUUUUGCUCGAGGUUUAAAGCAGCACUACAGGUGAUUUAAAAAAUGUAUUUAUCAGAAAUAAAUUAGUUAUUUUAACUACGUGAAGACAGCGAAACUCACUGAUAACUAAAUUUUAGAAAAGUAGACAAUCUUUUGAUGAUCCACUGUCCGAAGAGCCCAUGGGCUCGUGAAAUUGUGACGGUGUUUAACAAGAGGAAAUAAGGAGCAACAAAAAAUUUGACAAUUCACAUUUUGGUUAAAAUUAAAACAGUUAAAAUCAACUGAUUAAAUACUUAA
Messenger RNA from Parasteatoda tepidariorum (common house spider), 815 nucleotides. RefSeq names its product inverted formin-2. Gene Ontology annotation, biological process: actin cytoskeleton organization. The record is from RefSeq and is a predicted model, not a curated record. Gene Ontology annotation, molecular function: actin binding; small GTPase binding. NCBI's taxonomy places the organism in Eukaryota, Metazoa, Arthropoda, Arachnida, Araneae, Theridiidae.